Orbilia oligospora ATCC 24927 is the source of this 1986-nucleotide messenger RNA. RefSeq lists its product as uncharacterized. The coding region runs from base 1 to 1986 and encodes 661 amino acids. The record is from RefSeq and is a predicted model, not a curated record. The transcript has 4 exons. Lineage: Eukaryota; Fungi; Ascomycota; Orbiliomycetes; Orbiliales; Orbiliaceae.
AUGGUCACUCGAGACAAUACUCCACAGGUUCUUUCGACCCUGCGGAAUAACUUCCCUGCGGGGACGUCAUUUUCUAUCCUUGCUGUCACGCCCGACGGGAAGAUAAGCAUCCACGCGUCGGAUAUCCUCAAACCGUACGCCGACAAAUGGUACGACGAGGAUGUCCACAAGGAUGCCCGUGCUGCAGUAGAAACUUUGCCUGCCAGAAAGCGGUCACAUAUCUCAAUAUCACUACCGGUUUCUAGUAAGAUCAGCGCGAAAAAGGCCGCCGCAAAUGCUGCAGCUGCAGCUGCAGCUUCAAGCGCGGCUAGCCAAAUAAUUUCUCCCCCAGCACCGUCAGAGGAAGAUGAGCUGCCCACCAUAGCGAUACUAGCCGAUGAAGAGGAUUCGCCAUCUCCUUUAUCAACCAUAAGACCGAGGAAAAAGCGAAGAGCAUCGGCACCUUCGCAGGAGACCUCUAUAGAUACCACAACAUUUACUCCAAGAAAGCCGCGGCAGAGAAAGAACAGUACGGCCGGUAUCAAAUCGGCUCCUAAUUCGACGAAGAUCAAAAAAGAAGCCGAUACUCCCGAAGGUAUCCAAGUGGAGUCCGAUUGGACAACAAUUGACAUGAUGCAGGACGGGGAGGGGGACCUUAACGACAACGACGAUGACGACGAGGAGAGCGAGGAGGAAGAGUUGCAACUUGAGCCGUUACGCAUAGGAGACGAGGAGGCUGUUAAUAAAUACAUAUAUAACAAAUUCUUACAAAUCCAGCAACUGGAUUGUAAGACCAUUGCGAAAUGCUGGAUCAAGGUUAUAGAACCUAAAAAGCAGGCGCAUAGCCCGUAUAAUGGGGGCGAUUCUACUAAGCCAUGGUGGUGGCCGGAAGGUGCUCCACAUAAAGAACCAGAUCAUCUUCUCAAAGAAGACCGACUCGAUGUUUUGCUUAACAUUGUUAGAAAUGGGAUCGCCCCGAUUUGUCAACUAAGGGCUUCAACUGAUGAUGCCCCACUACGAGCCACCAAAAAGGAAAUUCUUGCUGAGAUGUAUGAUGUGGUGGAUUUGGAACUCAGGCUGAAGGAUGGGAAUUUAGAUCGCGACCAUAUCCGCUUCGUUAAACCCUUCAUCAAAGGCAAUAAGAGAAGAAAGAAGAGAGUACCGAAAAAUACGCUGCCGAAAAACCCCCUUCCUCCUAAGGAUAAACAGAAACGAGACCUGACGAAGACAGAAAUCGGGGAUCCGGUGUUUAGCUCCAUAAUGGAACCCGAGUCCAGCCUUGUCAGUUUCUUCAAGAAGGAAGAAGACCAGGAAACUGCGGAUGGGGUACUGGUCCAAAGAUCAGACUUGGCACCAGAUAACUCGGUGUUCCCUGGACACGGUGUUUCCCAGGUCCAUGGCUCCCAGGAAUCGUAUAUACGACGGCAAUCUACCGGGGUCAUUGGUGCGGCUAACCCGAGUGACAUCCCUAAUAUUGGCUCUCAACACCGAUCUAAUAGUGUCCCGUACCCGCAGCAUACUUCCGGUCGUUUUGGUAGAGAUCGUCUGGGUACCGUCGGCACACCCGGGGCACAAUUCAUCAACCCGAGCGUCCAUUCAAGCCCCAGUAUUACAGAUGUUGCAACUCACGUCUUUGAUUUCACCCCCAGCCCAACUUCCCUAUCCCCUUAUGGGACCAAUCAAUCCCCUAGACAUGCUGUCAACCUUUUGGCUACGACGCACGCCGAUCCUACCCCUGGAUUAUACCAAUAUAACAGCGGUUUUGAUCAACUUCCUUACCCAAUUCCUUCCCCGGGUGACAUCACAAUGGAGGAAUAUUACCCCAGCCCGGUUGUUCCUACUAAUAUUUUCCAACCCACUUUUAGCGGGGAUGCCUACUCUGGGUUCGCAUUAGAUGAUACUCAGUCAAUUCAGAGUUAUCCUCCUGGCCCUCCAUCUCAAUUCUACCCCGACCACGGAAUGCGAGAUAUCGCUAUGGCGGAAGGUACCAACACAUACGGCGUCUAA